CUGGCUAGCUACAACUCAGCUUCAUAUAUGUCUCUUCCUCCUGAAGACCCCAACAACCGUACUCCUAUAGAAUCUGGGAGCUGCCCAAAUCUUACCCUAGAAUCACUUGAUGAUUUAUGGCUGCUAAUUCUACAAGAAACCUCGACCGGCAACAAUGAGGGUCCCAGUGGAAGUGUCUUUCUUGAGCAGCAAGACCAAUAUUUAGCACGGACCGAUCAAUACCCGAGCUUUCCCGAACGUGACAUCUUAUUGCACCCACCAGAAAUUCCUGGUGGCGCUUUGCAGAAGAUUACAAUCCCCGGAGAAUGCAGCACAUCAUCAUCUUUAGCAGCUGAUACUGUAGAAGGAAACAAUGACACGAACGUCGAGUUACUGCUUGAGUUGGCCAAGUCAAGAGAACUAGGAGUGGCCAGAAGCAGCAAAUCAGUGAUGAGCUCUGAAAUGACUGAAAUGACAAUCGGGAUGAUCAGAGAGAAUAAGAAGGAAGAGCACAAUGCCAAGGAGAGCAUGAGGAGGAAGAAUCUCAAUGCCUGCUACUGGACACUAGCUGAUUUGCUCCCUCAUUCUCCUUCAUCCAAGAAGAUACGGGGUGCGCCGGCUAUAAUUGAUGGGGUACUUGAGUACAUUCCAGAGAUCGAGAAGGAAAUCACGGAGCUAACCUCCAGAAGAAAUAUGUUAUCCGCGAUUGAUCAAAACAAGCAAUUAGUUACCGAGGAUACCUCUCACACAACGCCGGAAAGUAACAAUGGGCGUCUGACUAUUUCAGUGCAUGAAAUUACUAAAGGUGAACUCAUCCUUCAGAUAUGUAUGAAGAGGGACUGGCAAAAUCCCCGUGUUUCCAGUCUUUUGUGGAAUUUAGAAGCCAAAGGCAUUAGCAUUUUGGAUGCCUCCACUGUUGAAGUUCCGCAUGAUCGAGUCUGCUUCCAUUUGAACAUCCAGAUGAAUGCAAGUUCAUAUGGAUCUGAUUAUAUCCCAAUGUUCAAAGACUAGAUAAGUUUCUGGUUAAUUCGUGAUUCUUGA
Molecule: messenger RNA, 1020 nt
Organism: Rhodamnia argentea
Lineage: Eukaryota; Viridiplantae; Streptophyta; Magnoliopsida; Myrtales; Myrtaceae
Product: protein IRON-RELATED TRANSCRIPTION FACTOR 2
Biological process (GO): regulation of transcription by RNA polymerase II
Cellular component (GO): RNA polymerase II transcription regulator complex
Molecular function (GO): protein dimerization activity; DNA-binding transcription factor activity, RNA polymerase II-specific; RNA polymerase II transcription regulatory region sequence-specific DNA binding
Source: RefSeq, a predicted model, not a curated record